Molecule: messenger RNA, 461 nt
Organism: Rotaria sp. Silwood2
Lineage: Eukaryota; Metazoa; Rotifera; Eurotatoria; Philodinida; Philodinidae
Source: the annotation of a GenBank genome assembly
UACUUGAUCAACUUGCACAACAAGUUUAUCAAUUUGUUCGAAAACAAGGUGAAUUAAAUCGUUCAUUAAUAUUAAAUACAUAUGUCGAAGAAAGUCUUCUUAAUGAAUAUGUUAAUAAAAUCUAUGUUGGUGAUUUCGAAGAAAACAAAAUAAAAACAAAAGAAAUAAAUUCAAUGCAUAUUAUAUUAUAUAAAACAAUAGAUGAUAAUCCAUUUAAUCAUGAAGUUUCAAUUGAAGGAGAAAAACAAAAUUUAGGUUGUCGUUGGUCAUUACCUCAUUAUCAAUUUGAAUCUCUUUGGGAAACACUUGAAUUUGAUUUACCAUUAAAAUCUCAAUUAAUGCAAUAUGUUUUUACUGUAAUUAGAUUUGAUAAAGCUAAUAUUGAUAGAACUGUUAUUCAUUGUAAUCAAACAAUACUUUUAUAUGGACCACCUGGUUUGUUUUUAGUAUAUUCUGAUUAA